CACUUUUUAGAUAAAUAUAUUUAGUUUUCCUUUACUGCUGGAAAAUUAGGAUCACCAACUUUUUAGUUUUAAGCUCUCCCGUUUGAGCUUAAUUCUACUUCCUGUAAUCACGAAAACUUGCAGUGAAUCUCAGUGUAAAAAAAAGGGAAGGAAAAGAAUUCAAAAGUCCGUUCUUGAAGUUGUUCUCUGCGGUUCUACUUCUGUGUAAGAGCAUAGGAAUUUGUGAGGAUUUUAACCAUGGAGGGAAGAGAAGGUGUGAGUAGCAGUGGAGGUGUUACAGUGGUGGGAUCAGAUGCUCCGUCAGAGUACCACGUGGCUCCAAGGCCCGAGAACCAGGCCCAGAAUCCUGGAUCGGCGGCCCCGCCGGCGACGGCGCCUCCGCCGCCUCCGCCGCAGCCGGUGGGCGGCGAGCUCCCGGCCACCGUGGCGGGCACGGCGACGCUGUUGAAGAAGAAGAGAGGGCGGCCGAGGAAGUACGGGCCGGACGGGUCGGUGACGAUGGCGCUGUCGCCGAAGCCGAUAUCUUCGUCGGCGCCGUCGCCGGUGAUCGACUUCUCCUCGGCGCCUCCCAAGCGAGGCCGGGGGCGUGGGGCCGGGUCGGUCGCCAAGCCCAGCUUUGAAGUGGAGAAUUUAGGUGAAUGGGUCGCAUGCUCUGUUGGUGCGAAUUUUACUCCUCACAUCAUCACUGUUAAUACAGGCGAGGAUGUCACGAUGAAGAUAAUAUCAUUUUCUCAGCAAGGACCUCGAGCUAUAUGCAUUCUUUCUGCCAAUGGUGUGAUUUCGAGCGUUACACUUCGUCAGCCCGAUUCUUCCGGGGGUACAUUGACGUAUGAGGGUCGUUUCGAGAUUCUGUCCUUAACUGGGUCAUUCAUGCCCAGUGACUCUGGAGGAACAAGAAGUAGAUCGGGUGGGAUGAGUGUGUCUUUGGCAAGCCCAGAUGGACGUGUUGUCGGUGGAGGAGUUGCUGGUCUUCUAGUAGCUGCGGGUCCUGUUCAGGUUGUGGUAGGCAGCUUCCUUGCGGGAAACCAGCACGAGCAAAAGCCGAAGAAACAGAAGCAUGACGCUAUUUCCACGGUCCCACUACAGACGUCAACUAUUCCAAUAUCCGCUGCGGAUAACUGGUCUGCAUUGCAGCCGGAUUUGAGAAACAACAAGCAAACUGACAUUAAUGUGUCAUCUAUGCCUUGAGAGAGAGGUGGUAGUUGCAUAGUAAUAAUAGUAGUAGUGGUAUUAGAAGUAGUAGUAGUGCUAGACGACAUCUACUGAUCAGAUCAUGAUUUUUAACUGACCAACCACGUCGAUUUGGCUCUGCUCGUAAGUCUUAUGACUCCCCGAGUUUGUCUUUUGUCUGUAAACUUCAUCUAGAGAGAGUUAUCUUCAGCUAGGCCCUCUUUUUUUUUCCUUAUUUUUCAUUUCCCGGCUCUUGUAUCGGUGUUAUGUUCAGAUUUUAGUUGUCUGGUUCAGCUAGGGUGCUGCGGUGUGUUCGAUUUGUGUAGGAUGUUUAAUGCAAAACUAUGGGAAUUCCUCCGGAAUUUUAGCCAAUGGUUGCUCUUGAUAUUAGAGGAACCAUGGGUCAAUUAUUUUUAUGUGCUUUGUAAUUU
Molecule: messenger RNA, 1601 nt
Organism: Eucalyptus grandis
Lineage: Eukaryota; Viridiplantae; Streptophyta; Magnoliopsida; Myrtales; Myrtaceae
Product: AT-hook motif nuclear-localized protein 1
Exons: 6
Coding region: 238-1188 (316 amino acids)
Molecular function (GO): minor groove of adenine-thymine-rich DNA binding
Source: RefSeq, a predicted model, not a curated record